GGCAUGUGUUGUGUCUUGUUAGGUUUCUCAGGAGCUUGUCAUAAAGCCUGUCAAAGCUAAUAGUUUCUCCUUCUAUAAAAUGAAACAAGGCAAUGGUAUUUUCCAUCAUUUAUUUCUGUCACAGAAUCACAGAGAGCUCUACAUCAGAACUUACAAAUCUGUUCUCUUUCUUUCUCCUUCUUACUUUUUGGAUUAAAUAUAUUUUAGAAAAUGAUAAUGAACACAAAGAAGCUAAUGAAGAUGGUCAAGAAAUGGCAACAAAGAGCAGCCCUCCAUAGGAAAAGGAUCUCAUUUCAGAGGUCGAGUUCUAGUGGUAGCAGCUCAACGUCAGUAGAUAAGGGUUGCUUUGUGGUUUAUACGGCGGACAAAGCCCGCUUUACUUUUCCAAUAAGUUACCUGAGCAACUCUGUUUUCCAAGAACUCUUGAAAAUCUCUGAAGAAGAGUUCGGCCUCCCCACCGAAGGACAAAUUACAUUGCCAUUCGAUUCUGUUUUCUUGGAGUAUCUUAUCAAAUUGGUCCAGCGACGAAUGGAUGAAAAUACAGAAAAGGCUUUGUUAAUGUCAAUCUCUAGUGGUAGAUGUUCUUCGCAAUGCUCUUUGCAACUACAAGAUCAAAGUAGUUGUCAACAUUUGCUUGUAUUUUAGAGUGUAGCAGUUUCUGUAUUAGAUAGACACAGAAAUACAAAUUAUUAUCUUCAUCUCUUCUCAUCAAAGUCAACUUCUAUUGCAAAACAACUUUAAUGUCACUUGUGUUCAUGCUUUCA
Brassica napus (rape) is the source of this 764-nucleotide messenger RNA. RefSeq names its product auxin-responsive protein SAUR64-like. The transcript has a single exon. Gene Ontology annotation, biological process: response to auxin. Lineage: Eukaryota; Viridiplantae; Streptophyta; Magnoliopsida; Brassicales; Brassicaceae. Bases 211 to 645 code for a protein of 144 amino acids. The record is from RefSeq and is a predicted model, not a curated record.